CGGGUUGGUAAAGUUGUGUCCAGAAACCAACCGACUUGGAGAUCAACUUCAAAACGCCAUCUUACACACAUUACACAUGUGGCUGAAGUCUCAGUUAGCCCCCAUUUUGUGGCGUGUUACUCCAUUUGUAAACAAAGACAUCGAUCAUCGAAUCCAGUCGCAUCCAUCUGGAAAUGCUGCAGUGGCUCGGGACUUUGUCGUAGUUUGGUGCUACUAUUUAUCAUCACUCUGGUCAUCCGUAACCCCAAGACUGAUACUCAACCGAAAACUCAUGCAUACACAAUGAUGCGGAGGCGGACGAGUGUCGUGCAGGCUUAUUGAAGGCGCGGGAUAGUAAAUUUCCGCCGUGGCGAGAACGAAUAUAUAAAGACAGUGCUGGCACCCCAUGAGAUUCACACCACGCAACAGCAACAACCCAUUCAUCCACACCACCUUCAGCAAACUUCAAAAUGCAGCUCCCACUCCUCCUCACCGCAGCCCUACUCCCACUCCUAUCCCUAGGCGCAGCCCUACUCCCCCGCACAGACACCACCUCCGCCACCCUCACCUUCGACGACAAGCUCGCGCUCCCCGCCGCCAUCCUCCCCGUCGGCAACGAAGGCGGCCUAGACUUCCGCUCCUUCGCCCUCCUAAAACUCAGCAGCAACCCCAUCGGCGCCGCCCGCCCAAAAUCCGGCACCAACAUCGCAGCCACAAACUUCCGCACACGCAUAACAAACAACAUCAUCUUCUUCGACCCCUUCAACCCCGUCUCCGCCAUCGUCGCCCCGCAGCCCCUCAUCACCGUCGCGUAUCCCGGUUCGCUGUAUGAUCGCUUCACCCUCGAGUCGCUGUACAUUGCGUGUGCGGCGUCGACGGCGGUGGGGGUUGUUGGUGUGCUGACUGGGUGUCGGGUGCGCUUUGAGGCUAUUAGGCCGGAUGGGUCGGUUAAGGGGACGGAGGUCGUGGAGUAUAAACCCAUGACUGCCAACCCGGUGGAUGUUGAGGAUAUGCAGUUUGUGGUGUUUAAUAGGGAUUUUGAGGGGGUGAGGGAGGUUAAGGUUUUUCUUGAGUCGGGGCUUACGGGGGUGGAGCUGGUGGAUGGGUUUGUUACAAAUAUUAGUGUUGAUGAUGUUAAGGUUAAGGUUAUGAAGAAGUGAGGGGGUGGUUGUGAAGCGGUGGAGGAUGGGGGUUGUUGUUGCGAUGUGCGCUUUUGUGCGGGUAUGGGGAGGGAGUGCUGGGAGACGGUCUUUACUGUAUUUCGCGUUUGUCUAGUUGCUUGAACGAACCGCGUACCUCUGUCAUCCAUCCACUCAUUAAACAAAUAUACAAAAGGAG
This is a messenger RNA of Dothidotthia symphoricarpi CBS 119687, 1317 nucleotides long. RefSeq lists its product as uncharacterized. The record is from RefSeq and is a predicted model, not a curated record. Lineage: Eukaryota; Fungi; Ascomycota; Dothideomycetes; Pleosporales; Dothidotthiaceae. The transcript has 2 exons. Bases 450 to 1139 code for a protein of 229 amino acids.